CCUGUCGCUUAUAGAGUUCGAAAGCUCAGUCCGUCUCGGACAAAAAUAGGAGGUUUUCGUUACUAGGACAACGGUCACAGAUUCUGACCUGGGAACAUUGUGCAAUUCAAUAGGGCAUUGGAUCAUAGAGCAUUCUGAAAUGAAAAUAUGUGCCGCUAACUUCGUUGUAUGUUGAACGUUCUUUUUCUGCAAACACACCAGUACUGAGCGAUAAAACGGGAAACAUGAAGCCCGAAAAUCUCGAGACGGUGCUGGUACGCGAAUGCUUUUAGAAAUUGUUUGUUGGUUUCUAGUGAUUUAGUGGGCUGCGUUACUUGGAAAUUUAUAAUCUUUCCUUAUAUGUGCCGUGGAAAUUCUUAUUAAUUGAGCCUAAACGUUCCUAAAAUACCCUAUCUAGCGCCUAUAUAUGUCCUCAAAUGGCAGCUGUAAUGCCUCUUGAAGGCGCAUAAAACAGCAUUUUUUAAAGCCCAAGCUUCCAGAAUCUACUGAUGAGGUUUCUUUUCAGCCGCUUCGUUGAAGAUGCUGAGCACGUAUAGAAGCCGGCGUUGUCCACUCUCCUUAUCCCUACUGUCCGCCGGUGAAUGACACAUCUCUCUAUGGAUUUCUAAUGGAAAGGCUUCUGACGCCUGGAUGCAAGACGGCCCUGAUAUGCGGGAAUGACAAGGUGACGUAUUUGGAACUGCGGGACAAAUUACGGCUUUGUGCGGCUUGGUACCGGCGUCAAGGCGUUGGCAAGGGCGACAGAGUCUACGUGCAUGUCGACAACUCUAUAGAGAGUUUCGUCGCUGUGUGCGGCGUCCCGUUGACGGGAGCCACUUUGGUUUCAUGGAGGUGGCGUCGUUUUCUAGGUGAUAUACACCACAAAAUAAAGAUGGCUGCUGUCACCCACGUGCUCACGGAGGAGAGACACGCCGAAAUGUUUACUCGGAUUCGGAAGUGUUGCAACAUCAAAGAUAUGUUUCUGGUGGGUCAGAAAAAGCCAGGCUUCACCAGCGUCUGUGAAUUCAACGACGAACACCAACAACACUGUGACGACCAGGAAUUUGCCGCCGGCGGUAGCGAAUUCGUGGGAUGGACAACGGGCUCAACGGGCUUACCUAAAUGCGUUCAGAGGCCAGAGAGUCUCUUCUUGGGAAGUAUUUUGCGACAUGCCGCUGUCCAAAUUCUUACCCCCGGGGACGUCUUUCUCGGCGACAGCAACUUCUCCAGUUUACUGACAUUCAGCAUGUGGUUAUUGGCACUUCACGUAGGAUCUACAAUUGUGGUCAGUACGACUUGCCGAAACGUCCCCGAAGACGUCAUCGAGGUAUUGAAGGAGUACGAGGGUUUUGCUGCCAAUUCACCUAGGCCCCGGCUCGGGCAGAGGGUGCCCGAAAUUGAACAGUUCAUCGCCCAGCAGCGCUGGCCACCAAGACGCCAGUCGCGAUCGCCAUCACCGCGGCAACCCUAUCCAAGUCGUGCAGAAUCUGGUGCCAUCAUCGACCCCGAGAAGCGUUACAUCACUUUCUCUGCGAGGAAAGCUACGCUACAAGAUGAUGCCUGUCGGAUUAGAGCCAGUCUUCGCAUUUCUGACGACAGCGUGACGAUACCGCCCCCUUCCAGCGUUAUGCUUCAGGUGAUAUCCAAAGGGGCGCGCAACGGUGAAGCCCUAGUGGAAGGCAGUGACUAUGUACGCCUUUCCUUCAAAACUGAGGGAAUACUGAACGCCAUGAAAGCUUCUGAAGACUUGGCAAUCACGCUGAAAAAGUGCCUGAGAAAGCUAUUGGUCAUCGGGACAUCCACACCUUCAGCGCUGGCCGAAGAGCUCGUCAACACCUUCAAACUAGACGAGCUUCGCAGUGGUUACGGCCUGACUAAGGCUGGAGGGUUUCUCGCAGUUCCACCUAGCGGAGAGGUGUCCGGUACGAACCAGGGCUUCCCUGUUCCUUCAACUAAGAUGAAGGUAUAUAACCUGUGCCCAACGUAG
Molecule: messenger RNA, 1966 nt
Organism: Dermacentor silvarum
Lineage: Eukaryota; Metazoa; Arthropoda; Arachnida; Ixodida; Ixodidae
Exons: 8
Coding region: 608-1966 (452 amino acids)
Source: RefSeq, a predicted model, not a curated record